AUGGAUAAUCAAAUAUCAACUUAUGCUCCUGAAUCAAUUGCUUCAAAUAUAUUAUUAGAUUCAUUUUCAACAAAACCACAAAAUACAUUACAUACACUUAUUGAUACAUUCAAUCCAGAAUUAAAAAAUAAAUUUUUAGAUAAAGAAAAUAAAUUUCAAGAUACAGAAAAUAAAUUUCAAGAUAAAGAAAAUAAAUUUUUAGAUACAGAAAGUAAAUUUCAAGAUACAGAAAAUAAAUUUUUAGAUACAGAAAAUAAAUUUCAAGAUACAGAAAAUAAAUUUCAAGAUACAGAAAAUAAAUUUUUAGAUACAGAAAAUAAAUUUCAAGAUACAGAAAAGAAAUUUUUAGAUACAGAAAAUAAAUUUCAAGAUAAAGAAAAUAAAUUUUUAGGUACAGAAAGUAAAUUUCAAGAUACAGAAAAUAAAUUUUUAGAUACAGAAAAUAAAUUUCAAGAUACAGAAAAUAAAUUUCAAGAUACAGAAAAUAAAUUUUUAGAUACAGAAAAUAAAUUUCAAGAUACAGAAAAGAAAUUUUUAGAUACAGAAAAUAAAUUUCAAGAUAAAGAAAAUAAAUUUUUAGAUACAGAAAGUAAAUUUCAAGAUACAGAAAAUAAAUUUUUAGAUACAGAAAGUAAAUUUCAAGAUACAGAAAAUAAAUUUUUAGAUACAGAAAAUAAAUUUCAAGAUACAGAAAAUAAAUUUCAAGAUAACAGAAAAGAAAGUAAAUUUCAAGAUACAGAAAAUAAAUUUUUAGAUACAGAAAAUAAAUUUCAAGAUACAGAAAAUAAAUUUUUAGAUACAGAAAAUAAAUUUCAAGAUACAGAAAAGAAAUUUUUAGAUACAGAAAAUAAAUUUCAAGAUAAAGAAAAUAAAUUUUUAGAUACAGAAAGUAAAUUUCAAGAUACAGAAAAUAAAUUUUUAGAUACAGAAAGUAAAUUUCAAGAUACAGAAAAUAAAUUUUUAGAUACAGAAAAUAAAUUUCAAGAUAAAGAAAAUAAAUUUUUAGAUACAGAAAGUAAAUUUCAAGAUACAGAAAAUAAAUUUUUAGAUACAGAAAAUAAAUUUCAAGAUACAGAAAAUAAAUUUCAAGAUACAGAAAAUAAAUUUUUAGAUACAGAAAAUAAAUUUCAAGAUACAGAAAAUAAAUUUUUAGAUACAGAAAAUAAAUUUCAAGAUACAGAAAAUAAAUUUUUAGAUACAGAAAAUAAAUUUUUAGAUACAGAAAAUAAAUUUCAAGAUACAGAAAAUAAAUUUUUAGAUACAGAAAAUAAAUUUCAAGAUAAAGAAAAUAAAUUUUUAGGUACAGAAAGUAAAUUUCAAGAUACAGAAAAUAAAUUUUUAGAUACAGAAAAUAAAUUUCAAGAUACAGAAAAUAAAUUUCAAGAUACAGAAAAUAAAUUUCAAGAUACAGAAAAGAAAUUUUUAGAUACAGAAAAGAAAUUUCAAGAUAAAGAAAAGAAAUAUCUCUAUGCUAAAAAGAGAUCUUUAAAUAAAGAAAAGAAAGCUCUCUAUAUUAAAAAUAAAUCUUUAGAUACAGAAAAAAAUUCUCAAUAUCACAAUCUAUUAACAAAUACAAUGCUUAGUGAAGAGCUUCCAAAAUUAUCUGAAACCAAUACAAUACCAAUUCUUGGAGAUGAUAGUCCAGGUUCUAAUGUAAAAACUGCAAUUGAUUCUCCUUAUAAUGCUCAACCGCCAACUAGUAUUCAAAGUGAUAAUAUAUCAACUACAAGUAAUAUUUCACAAAAUACAGAACCAGUACCCGAAAACACUGAUGAACUACUUAAGGAUGAAGGGUUUGUUAAUUUUUUAAACACAAUAACUUUAUUAGCCAAAUUACAAGAUGAAAAUGCGAAAGCAGAACAAUUAAAUGAUGUUAAUAAUGAAGCAGCACAAGCGGAACAAGUAAAACCUCCAAAUCCUCUUAAAUUAUUUCUUUCACAAUAUGAUAUCAGCCCACAUGGUAGAUGGAUAUCCCCUUUAUAUAAAUUUCAAUUCUUUCUUACAUAUGUCAAUGAAGUUGGAAGAAUAUUUCACGGAAAAGGUUUAAUAACAUUAUUUAGUGUUAUUUUCAUUGUUGCUUUAUAUUGUGCUAAUAAAUACUUCAAUUUAUUCUCUAUAAAGGAUAUAUUUAAAAAAAACAAAAAAAGAAAAGAAAAAAAAAAAAAAAAAGAAAAAGAAGAAAAAGAAGAAAAGAAAGAAAAGAAGAUAGCAAGUAAACAUAACAAAAAGGCCAACUUGGCAAAUAAGACCGAAAAGAAAUUUAAAAAAAAAUGA
This is a messenger RNA of Plasmodium berghei ANKA, 2274 nucleotides long. RefSeq names its product skeleton-binding protein 1. The transcript has 3 exons. NCBI's taxonomy places the organism in Eukaryota, Apicomplexa, Aconoidasida, Haemosporida, Plasmodiidae. Bases 1 to 2274 code for a protein of 757 amino acids. The record is from RefSeq and is a predicted model, not a curated record.